Molecule: messenger RNA, 942 nt
Organism: Xyrauchen texanus (razorback sucker)
Lineage: Eukaryota; Metazoa; Chordata; Actinopteri; Cypriniformes; Catostomidae
Product: olfactory receptor 5M3-like
Exons: 1
Coding region: 1-942 (313 amino acids)
Biological process (GO): G protein-coupled receptor signaling pathway
Cellular component (GO): membrane
Molecular function (GO): G protein-coupled receptor activity; olfactory receptor activity
Source: RefSeq, a predicted model, not a curated record
AUGGAUCAUUUAGAUAAUUUGACCUAUUUUGGAACCUACACCCUGAUGGAACCAAAAGACUCUAAAUCAAAUAGACAUAUUUAUUUUGCAUGCUUUAUGUUUCUCUAUAUUCUGAUAUUAUUUCUUAACAUUUCACUUUGUGUAGUCAUUGUCUUUGAGAAAGCCCUUCAUGAACCAAUGUACAUUUUUUUGUGCAAUCUUUGUUUAAAUGGCGUAUGUGGAGCCACAGGAUUUUAUCCUAAAUUCCUGCAUGAUUUAAUACUGGAUUCAUAUGUGAUUCCUUCUUACAUGUGUGCUCUCCAAUCUUUUUUGAUCUACACUUCAGUUAAAUGUGAAUAUUCUACAUUAGCAGUGAUGGCAUAUGACAGACAUAUGGCCAUAUGUAGACCUUUAAACUAUCACUCAAAGCUGAACAGAUUUACUUGUAUCACAUUACUUAUCUUCUCUUGGACUGUCCCAUUAAUUACAACACUCAUUGCUCUGAUUUUAUCAAAUAGGUUGGUUUUGUGUAAAAAUCACAUUGAUAAAUUGUAUUGUGACAACUGGUCGAUGGUGAAGCUUUCAUGUGAAUCAACUGACACAAAUAACAUUUAUGGACUUAUAAGCAUUUCGUUUUAUUUUUGCAUUUUUGCUGUUAUUAUUGUAUCUUAUAUAAAACUCAUCAUUGCAUGUAAAGCAUCAUUAGAGUGCAGAAAGAAAUUUUGGCAGACCUGUGUGCCUCAUAUAUUUUCAUUAGUAAAUUUCAGUGUUGCGAUGCUUUUUGACACCAUGUACAACAGAUAUGGCUCAAGUGGUUUCCCAGAGGAUCUGCGUAAUUUUUUGGCUUUAGAAAUAAUUAUAGUGCCACCUAUUUUUAACCCUGUAAUAUAUGGCUUAAACCUUAAGGAGGUCCGCAAAAGAGUCUUGAAAUCAUGCAUUAAAACUCAUAAUCAUAAUUAUUAA